GCUCGGUAGGUGCGGGCCGGGGCGCGGCGGUGGCGGCGGUCCCCGGGGACGGGCGGGGGGGAACGGGCCCAGCUCCGGGUGCUGCCGGGGCCGCCCGGGGUCCCGGUGUGCGGGAGGGGGCAGAGCGGGCGGCUUGCCCUUCGGAAGCUCGUCCCCGUUACCCGUAGCGCGUUGUAUCGGUACCACCAGCAGUUCAGGACACCCGCAGGGUGCGGUGCCUCCUCCGCUUGUUGCGUUUAUGUCUUAAUUGUUGUGGUUAAUAUGCGAAUUUUCAGCUUUGGAAGGGCUGUUCGGGCAGAAAGCGUGUAAGAAAAUGAGCAAAAAUAGCAAAACUCACAUCCCGCAGGCCUGAAAGGCAAGAACGGUGUGAUUUUUCCCCCAAAACAGACCAAAACCCCCCUAAACUACAACAAAACCCAGCUGGUUGGAGACAGAAGCUCUCUUUCAGCGGACCCUGCCCUUGGUGGAGUCCACCAGCCACGGGAUGAUGCCCGCGGGCAGUGGGAGGUCUCUGGCUGGGACAGAGCCUGUGUUGUCCAGUGGGUGUUGUGCAGCUCUUUGGCAGGCGGCUUCUGCUGACGUGGAAGAGUGGAGGGAUCGCUUUCCUGGAGAGAUCCCGGUGGACCUUCCCCCAUUGGAAUGAAUGAAACAGCCACUGUCUUCAUCUCUUAUCUGUGCACCCAGUCGCGGGUUGUGUUUCUGUGCCGCCCCGGCGCUGAGAGCCUGAGGCUUGGCAUCAUCCUGUCCCAAUGGCUGUGGAUGUGGGAAAAUCGCUUUCCGAAGCCUCACUGAGCGGGAAGGCCGAGAGCAGCGGUAGGUGGGACUGUGCAGAGGUGGAGACGGACUACCCGGAGCUUGCACACAGCCUGCGCCGGGUUGUAGGGGCAGAGCAGACCAAGCUGUGCCUGCAAGGGAUGGACAGCGUGGCAGUGAGCGGACACGGUCGCUUGGCCACUGGUGUUACCCAGGGAGGCUCAAGCUAUCUCCAAGAAGUGACUUCAGCAUCCUCAUCCAGACUUCCCAGAGCAAGAGCAAGCCUCUUGGAGAUAGAGACAUUGAUCUAUGGAGGCACUGACGGUGGUGAUGUGCCUCGUCACGUUAGACGCCGGUUCCUGUCCUCAGAGGAGCCGCAGGUGAAGGCAUCGGGCUGUUGGGAGCCGGGGUCCAGCCCUCCCAGCUCUGCAGAGGAGAGCAUCCUUGCUGAUAGCUACCACGAUGCCUGCGCUGGCCGGCAAAGCCGAAGGCUGGGAGCUCAAUCCCCACUUUCCUCCACGCUGGAGCUCCUGCAGCCCCAGAGCCCGCCAAGCCCCAAGCCCACCCUGCAGAGCCGCUCCGCAUCGAGCUGCUCCACUUUGUCUGUGGAAGAGAACGGCCUCUCCGAGGAGCUGUCCCGGAGCUUGCCGGCCAGCAUGGAUGUGCCUUCCCCUGCCACCACCGCCACCACCCAGGACCUGUGCCGCCAGGGGGGACCAGCACAAGGCAGGGCACUGCGGGUGCGGAAACCCUUCAAUGCUCUGCUUGACUACCGCAGCACCGUGGAGCGCAUCAGAGGGAUGUCAUCCUAUCAAGCUGAUUACUGGGCAUGUGCCAUACCGGAUUCAUUACCCCCGUCUCCAGACCGUCGUUCACCCCACUGGAACCCCAAUAAGGAGUAUGAGGACUUGCUGGAUUAUGCUUAUCCGCUGAAGCCAAGAUACAAGCUGGGGAAGGUGCCAGACCCUUUCUUCCAUGACUCAGGAAUAGGUUUGGACAGCUUUUCUCUUUCCCCUGAAGGCACGUCGAGGUCCACCAGCAUCUACGGCCGAGGUGGGCAGGCUCAGGGAGGCAGAGAAAAUGGACGUUGGGGGUUCAUGGCCUCUGCAGAGAGGUUCUCCACCCCGAGGCCUGGAAAAAGAGGCCGCUCAUCCUAUGAACCUUUACCUAUUGCAAAAGCAUCCUCCACAAGAAGUGCUUCCUCUCAUCCUUCAAGAGGCUUUGCUAAGGAUGGAACGACGGAGUCAGCUGGGACGGGCUCAUCCGGCCGCCCUGCUGCGGAUGAGAGAAGCUGGUGCACCAGAGGGAGCCCCUUCCCAAAGUACGAAGGGCAGGCAAAAAGCACUGGUAGGUUUUUACCUACAACAGCAGUGCUCCCCCUGAGGAAGGAGUGGGACAGUGAUGAAGAAUUCCUCUCCCUGCCUCCGAGACUGCGGGAGCUGGAAAGGCUGGCUCAGUUCUUGUCUGAUCUUUCCUUAACUAUAAGGACUCCUGGGCACGACCACCGUGAACUUCCAUGUCACAGCAACAGCAGGCGGCCCCUUUCAUCCCAGUGGGCUCCUUUCGGAGGAGUGGGUGGCAGGGAUGAAAGAGGGAGUUUUGAGGGUUAUGCUGGGCUGUGGCGCCCCUGCAGCUCUCGGAAGUCCAGCCAGGAAAACACUGAAUCGUGUGGCCACAUCCAUAGGGAUCCUCUGCAGGGGCUUCAUCUACCGGCUGGUCUCAGAGACACAUUGGAUGGGACAUACCUAAAUGAACCAUGGGUCAAGGGGCAUCCCAAGAAGAGCCAUCAGAGCGAGUCCCUUGCCCAGUGCGUUAAGAUGUUCUGCUGCCAGCUGGAAGAGCUAAUCCGCUGGCUGUACAACGUGGUGGACAUCACUGACAGCUGGGUACCACCCUUGCCGGACGCCAAGAGCGUGAAGGCAUCACUGCACCGCUACUUGGAGUUCAGGAAGGAUGUGGCCGACCACCGGAGCCUGACGGAGAGCGUGCUGGAGAAGGGAGAAGCUCUCCUCGACUGCAUGGCAUCGAAUUCACCAGUUCUGAAAGACAUGCUGGGUUUGAUUGCGAAGCAGUCAGAAGAGCUGGAAACCCACGCAGAGCACUUGUACGAGUCCGUUCUAGCUGCCGUGGGCCCCAUGCAGGGCGAGGAUGGGAUGGAGGACAAGGGCGUGCAGCAGAUGGCUGCUCAGUGGGUGCUGCCUCUAUCAGACCUGGGCUUGGUCAGCCAGGCACGGGAUGGCUGAGAACGGCAGCAAGCACCAAAGCACCUCCUUCCCCUCCCGCAGAGAUGCCAGAACACGUACAAGCACCGUGUUGGGAGUUAGCCAGCCGGGGCUGAUUUCGGGUUGGUUUUUUACUGUGGCUUGAGAAAGGUGAGCUGUACAGCAGUUAUUUGGCUGCUGGGGUGUGUAGUUCAUAGUUCUGCGAGUGAGGAAUGUGCAGCUGGCCUUUUAGGGUUUGUUUUUUAAUGUAGCUUUCCUGGUGUUUUUAAUCGAAAUGGCUUGUUCCGUGUGUCAGCAGAACGUCAGGAACACACCGGUUUUUAACUGAGUAAUCCACCGUGUGCCGUGCAACUCACUCCUAAGUAAAGCCGUGUGAUUUUAAUA
Messenger RNA from Strigops habroptila (Kakapo), 3359 nucleotides. RefSeq names its product centrosomal protein 68 (gene CEP68). The transcript has 7 exons. The record is from RefSeq and is a predicted model, not a curated record. The coding region runs from base 750 to 2996 and encodes 748 amino acids. Lineage: Eukaryota; Metazoa; Chordata; Aves; Psittaciformes; Psittacidae.